AUUUUGAAGUUAUUAUUUGUAGUAACAGUUACCCUUUCAUUCUACAACUAUAAUAUCUCAUUCUCAACCAACCCUAUCUCUCUAAUAUCUUUCUUAUCUCAAAAUAUUACUUACUUUGUUGAAUUAUAUUCGUGUGUUCUGUUACAACAAACACCAAAAAAGUUGUUCCAAGUAUUCUUUCUUAGAAAGAGAAAGAAAACAAAAAUGACAGAUCAAGAGCAACCAAAAAAGAUAGAAUCUGAAUCAACAUCGAAUCCUCCACCACCACCUGCUUCAACUGAGACUACUACUACUCCUCUCCCUGAGGCUCCAAAGAAAGAUGUAGCUGAGGAGAAAUCUGUAAUUCCACAAGAUAACAAUCCUCCUCCUCCUCCUCCAGUUGUUGAUGACUCCAAAGCUCUUGUCAUAGUUCAGAAGACUGAUGAAGCUGCUGAAGAGAAACCAAAAGAGGGCGGCUCUAUCGACCGCGAUGCUGUGCUUACAAGAGUUGCAACAGAAAAGAGGCUGUCACUAAUCAAAGCAUGGGAAGAAAGUGAAAAGUCAAAAGCAGAGAACAAAGCUCAGAGAAGACUUUCAACCAUAACAGCAUGGGAGAACAGUAAGAAAGCUGCUAAAGAAGCUGAAUUGAGAAAACUUGAGGAACAACUAGAGAAGAAAAAGGGAGAAUAUGCAGAGAAAUUGAAAAACAAAAUAGCAGCACUUCACAAGGCAGCUGAAGAAAAGAAGGCUAUGAUUGAGGCAAAGAAAGGUGAAGAUUUACUCAAAGCAGAGGAGAUAGCUGCAAAAUACAGGGCAACUGGAACAGCUCCAAAGAAACUCUUUGGUCUUUUCUAAUGCUACAAUGUUCAAGCUUGUGGUCAACAAAAUAUGAUGUGUUAUUAUUACUAUGUGUUUUCUUCAUGUGUGAUUUGGUGUCUUUUUAGUUUAUGUUAAUUUAUUCUGUGUGCAUAGUGAUGUAUAUUUGCUUGUUGUAUAUAUCCAUUACUUUGGGAAUAAAAACAAUUUAACUCUCAUUCAAUUUGUGCAAUAUAAAGUCCUUGUAUUAGACCCAC
Messenger RNA from Medicago truncatula (barrel medic), 1052 nucleotides. RefSeq names its product remorin. The record is from RefSeq and is a predicted model, not a curated record. The transcript has 5 exons. Bases 205 to 834 code for a protein of 209 amino acids. NCBI's taxonomy places the organism in Eukaryota, Viridiplantae, Streptophyta, Magnoliopsida, Fabales, Fabaceae.